AUUAUCUCCCUGUCUAAGUUUCAGUUUCUUUUCCUCAGAGAAGGCGUUGCCUCUGUCGCUUUAUCGUCUGCAUUACUCUGUGACUGCUGUUGUCCUCCACGUCUGGCUUCGGGCAGCAGCUACCAUGCAGAAAGAAACAGCAAAACCACCCAGCUUUACUUUUGGACAAGCCAAAGAUGUCACGUCUUCUUCUGUGCCGGCUCUAUCUGCUUUUGUCUUACAAGACACCAAAGACAUCCUCAAAACUGCUGCAGCUGCCCCUACUAAAGAGAAACCAAAGAAAAGCUCCAUUUUUGCAUUGCCAGUCACUCAAAAGGCCCCUGAGCUGGUAGCAGAUUCUCAAGAUGUUCUUGGCUCUGCUGCAACAGUCACUACAAGCAGUAGAAUGACGAGAGACCCUCUGUUUUUGUUUUCAUCUCAACAGAAGUCGGAGAGUCCAUGGAGGCAUGUAGAGUGGACGAAAGAGCAGAAGACAAGCCUGAUGAAGACCAUCAGCUCCUACAGACCGAGUUAUGAGGAGGCGACCCGAGCUCGGGUGCUCCUCCUGGGCCCGGUUGGAUCUGGGAAGUCCAGCUUCAUCAGUUCAGUCCAGUCGGUGUUUAAUGGUAGAGUGACAAACAGGGCUAUGGUGGGCUCCUCCUCCACCAGCUUCACCAAGAAGCUGCAGUCAUUCAACAUCCAUGGUCAGAAAGGAGAAGAUCCAACUGGACUGGUUCUGUGUGACACCCUGGGCCUGGGGUAUGGGGAGAUGACGGGACUGACACUCCAUGACAUCCUGUCCAUCAUUAAAGGCCACGUACCUGAAGGACACAAGUUUAGCCCAGACCAGCCGGUGAGGUCUGAGACUGUGGGCUAUGUGAAGAAGCCAAGCUUCAAGGAGAAGAUCCACUGUGUUGUUUUUGUGGUGGACGCCUGUCAAGUCCUGACCUACCCUAAAAGCCUCAUCACCACCUUCCAGCUCCUCCGAGAGCACAUCAGUGACCUGGGUGUUCACCAGGUGGCUCUACUCACCCAUGUUGACCAAGUGUGUCCAGAAACCGCCAAAGAUGUCACUAAGGUUUACGGGAGCCGAGUCAUCAAGGAAAUGAUGGGUAAGGCUGCAGCUCUGUUGGGUAUGCCCACCUCCUACAUUGUCCCUGUGAAGAACUACUCAUCAGAGCUGAAUGUGGAUGUGAACACCGACGUUCUUCUGCUCAGUGCUGUCGACCACAUCCUUCAGUACGCUGACCUGUACUUCCAGGACAACACGCCACAAGAAAAAAUAAUCUAUUAAUUGUAAUGGCUGCUUUGAUUUGUAAACAGGCUUUAUUUAAAAAAAAAAACAGUUGAAAGUAAAUUUUAAACUCAAA
This is a messenger RNA of Cheilinus undulatus (humphead wrasse), 1349 nucleotides long. RefSeq names its product interferon-induced protein 44-like. NCBI's taxonomy places the organism in Eukaryota, Metazoa, Chordata, Actinopteri, Labriformes, Labridae. Bases 125 to 1273 code for a protein of 382 amino acids. The record is from RefSeq and is a predicted model, not a curated record. The transcript is spliced from 9 exons.